GGCUUAGGGCUUCGCCACUCUCCUGCUUGGAAAUCAAACAAUCCCGUGACCCGCCCGUUUUCCCUUCUUUUUCCCUUUCGAUCCCUCGACACCCAACGACAUCCAACAACCCAGUUCGCAGGAAGUGCAUAUCGCCAAUUUCCAGCACUCACAAUGGCUCGCCGUCCCGCCCGCUGCUACCGCUACUGCAAGAACAAGCCGUACCCCAAGUCGCGCUUCAACCGUGGUGUUCCCGACCCCAAGAUCCGCAUCUUCGAUCUGGGCCGUAAGAAGGCCAACGUUGACGACUUCCCCACCUGUGUGCACAUGGUCUCCAACGAGUAUGAGCAGCUGUCGUCCGAGGCCCUCGAGGCCGCCCGUAUUUGCGCCAACAAGUACCUUGUGAAGAUCGCCGGUAAGGAAGGUUUCCACAUGCGUGUGCGUGUCCACCCCUUCCACGUCAUCCGUAUCAACAAGAUGCUUUCCUGCGCCGGUGCCGAUCGUCUGCAGACCGGUAUGCGUGGUGCCUUCGGUAAGCCCCAGGGUACCGUUGCCCGUGUGAACAUCGGCCAGAUCAUUCUGUCCGUCCGCACCCGUGACGCCCACCGCGCCACCGCCAUCGAGGCUCUCCGCCGUGCCAUGUACAAGUUCCCCGGCCGCCAAAAGAUCAUCGUCUCCAAGAACUGGGGCUUCACCCCCGUCCGCCGCGAGGAGUACGUUCAGCUCCGCCAGGAGGGCAAGCUCAAGCAGGAUGGUGCCUACGUCCAGUUCCUCCGUGGCCACGGUCUGAUCGAGGAGAACAUGCGCCGCUUCCCCGACGCCUACGAGAACCUGUCUCAGGCUUAGAUGGAGGUUGUUUGGGUUUGAUCCAGAAUAUGAAUUCAAGAACGAAAAAAUUUGAAGUUCGGAUGUUACUCUUAAAACCUUCCUCUUUCCUGCCCUGUUUC
Messenger RNA from Penicillium cataractarum, 926 nucleotides. RefSeq names its product 60S ribosomal uL16 domain-containing protein. The annotation marks the transcript as partial. The transcript has 3 exons. Gene Ontology annotation, cellular component: cytosolic large ribosomal subunit; ribosome. NCBI's taxonomy places the organism in Eukaryota, Fungi, Ascomycota, Eurotiomycetes, Eurotiales, Aspergillaceae. The record is from RefSeq and is a predicted model, not a curated record. Gene Ontology annotation, biological process: translation; ribosomal large subunit assembly. Gene Ontology annotation, molecular function: structural constituent of ribosome.